AUGCAGUCGACACUGCAGCAGCUGCAACACGACCUCGCCUUUCACGCGAAGAGACGCAUCGAGGCGGAGCGCGAAGCGGGCGGUCACUUGGCCUCAGCUCCCCGCCCCCGCCCAUCGAGUGACUCGGAGUCCGUCACCCCACUGCGGGCUGAGACGACGGCUGCGCAGCAGCGCCGCGUGGCCGACCCGGAUGUGCUCUCCGAAGCUGCUCGCAUUCAGCGCGCUCGCGCCGCCGCGGCCGAUGAAGGUCUCUCCGACGACCAGUCUGUCGAGGACUACGGCGUCGACUGCGAGGUGCCGCGGCUGACUUCGGACAGCUGCUUGGCGGACGAAGUGGCGGCCAUAGCGGUGUGCAUGGCGAAGAUAAAGGAGUCCGCCAAAGUCAUGUACGACACCGAGGCCGCUGCGCCGAGCACGUCGACGGCGCCAUGGUGGUCCUCUGCGCUGCACAUGCGGGACAUGAAGGCGUCCGCGGCCCGGCUCGACUACCAUGCCCGCACUGCAUUGAGCUGGUCGCACCGCUCGAGGGAGCAGCUGCUCUUGAAAGCGGUCAUGCUCAACAACGUGUCGGUGAGCACGCGCACGCAGCUCCUCGACCAACAGCAACACUGGCAGGAGUUCCAGACUCGACUUCGCGAUGGACAGGAGACCGUCAUGCACUUGCAGGCGGACAUCGCCCGAUACCAGGCGCGUGUGCAAGCUGAGAUGGCGCGUCGUGCUGCCCUGCAGGAGGAGCUGCGCCUCUGCUCGCAGGAGAGGGGCCUUGUUGACCCUGGCGAGCACAACCCACUGAAGGCAGAGCUGGCGUUGCUGCUCGAGGAGCGCGAGUGGCCCUCUGAUACACUUAAGAAGGACGCGAGCGUUGUGCUGGACUGGCUGCGGUCCGUCUCGACUACUCUCGAGUGA
Messenger RNA from Leishmania major strain Friedlin, 906 nucleotides. RefSeq lists its product as hypothetical. The coding region runs from base 1 to 906 and encodes 301 amino acids. NCBI's taxonomy places the organism in Eukaryota, Euglenozoa, Kinetoplastea, Trypanosomatida, Trypanosomatidae. The transcript has a single exon. The record is from RefSeq and is a predicted model, not a curated record.